AUGACUUCUCGGGCACUACGGCAUGGCGCCUGGGCUGCCCGCGGCCCUUGUGCUGGCGGCGCCGGCAACAGCAGCAGCAGCAGCAGCAGCAGCCUCCUCAUCCUCCCAUCACUAAACUUCGGCCCACCGCCUUUAACUCAGCGAAGCGCAGCUGUGCCUGUGACGGUGAGACAAAAGGCGUCACCCUUCCAGCGGCAAGCCUGGAGGUCCUUGCAAUCGGCAUGUCUUUCGGGGAAAUGGCAUCGGGAUCAGGGACGUGGCCAGGCCGUGUCCGGCACCGCGGCGAGCAUUCCAUCGCCAUGGGGUCAAGGUCAUCAGCGUCAUGAUGGCUCCGCCGCCUCUGCCAGCGGAGCCAGCAGAUUGAUGCGUAACUACCCGAACCUGCUGGCCAAGAAGGAGCACGGUGGGAUCAGCACUGGCAACGUGCUACCGAGCCUGCGCAGGUGCUUCUCGUUCAAGGCGAGGCAUCUGACGCGUGAGGGGAAGGAGGGCUGCGAGCAACCCUCUGGAGAUGUCCCGGGCACCCCAACGUCAGCAGCGCGGGCUAUCCGAAAGGUGCUCCCAAAGUCACUUGGUGCUCUCACACCCCAUGAGAACAUCUACACGGUCCCAAACCUGUUGACUUUCAGCCGGCUCAUCGCGGCCCCGUUCAUCGGCUAUGCCAUCCUGCACGAUGCCCACGCCUGGGCCCUCGGGCUUUUUGUCUACGCCGGCGUCACCGACCUGCUAGACGGCUGGAUCGCACGCCGUUGGAACCUGCAGACCGUUGUCGGCAGCGUCGUCGACCCCAUGGCAGACAAGGCCCUUAUGACCAUCUUGACCGUCUGCCUGGCGACCAAGGGACUGUUACCCGUGAAGAUUGACUUCCCGUCCCUGGAUGAAAUGGCCUUUCUCACUCCAAAGUACCCAUGCUGGGUGAAUAUCGCAGCCAACCCUGCCCACUCAUCGGCACCAAAAGCCAACCCCGAGACAUUCAGACUGGAAACCCCGCCGCGUGUCAGAAUGUUCUGGCUCGCCGUCAUCAUCCUCGGCCGCGAUGUCGGCCUGGCCAUCGCCGCCAUCUACUACCGCUGGAUCUCGCUCCCGCCCCCCAAGACCUUCACCCGCUACUGGGACUUCAGCCUGCCCUCGGCCGAGGUCCGCCCCACCACCAUCAGCAAGUACAACACCUUCCUCCAGCUGGCCCUCGUGGGCUCAACCGUCGUCGCGCCCCUGGUCACGGGCAUCGAGGUCGGGCCCGCGCUGGUCGGGUUGCAAUACAUCGUCGCGACCACCACCAUCUGGAGUGGCCUGAGCUACGUGUUCAGCAAGGACGCCGUCAAGAUCCUCUCCGAUGCCAAGGACAAGGAGCAGUCCAAGGACGAGGAGGAGCCCAAAAAGCCCUAA
This is a messenger RNA of Neoarthrinium moseri, 1386 nucleotides long. RefSeq lists its product as uncharacterized. Gene Ontology annotation, cellular component: membrane; mitochondrion. Lineage: Eukaryota; Fungi; Ascomycota; Sordariomycetes; Amphisphaeriales; Apiosporaceae. Gene Ontology annotation, molecular function: cardiolipin synthase activity. The record is from RefSeq and is a predicted model, not a curated record. Gene Ontology annotation, biological process: cardiolipin biosynthetic process. Bases 1 to 1386 code for a protein of 461 amino acids. The transcript has 6 exons.